UGUUUCAAUAUCAAAAUGAAACUCUAGAAACGCAAUAAAAAACUUGAUCAUUUUUUCGUCUUUAGCAUUUACCUACUGCUUAAUAUGCAGCUGUCGUUCAACAUUGUGAACUGGGAAGCGCUUCAGACUCGGAACCUAAAGAAUUAGCCGUGAUCCUUACCGGGAAGAUUUAAUGGCGGUCCGUAUUUUCCCGUUGCCUUGGCAGCCAGAAACGUUGGCUGUAGUUGUGCUGUGUUCUUUCAGGUAAUGAUGGACAUUCAGGAGACAGGUCUGAUCAGUAGAGAGGAGAAUAUUGUUGAGAUGAGAGACUUGGAUGAGGAGGAAUUUGCUGUUUCAAAGUCCUCAGAGGCGGACACAUUGUUUGAUACUGUUAUUGGAAACAUUGAGGAUAUCAUAAUGGAUGAUGACUUCCAGAAUCUUCAGCGAUCCUUCAUGGAGAAGUACUACCUGGAGUUUGAUGACACAGAGGAGAAUAAACUUAUUUAUACGUCAAUUUUUAAUGAUUAUAUUGAGCUCUUGGAGAAAUAUCUGGAGCAACAACUGAUGGAGCGCAUUCCUGGGUUUAACAUGAACGACUUUAAUCACUCUCUUAAGCAACACAAAGAAGAAGUCUCAGGAGAUAUAUUUGACAUGCUGCUCACCUUUACAGACUUCAUGGCCUUUAAAGAGAUGUUCCUUGACUACAGAGCCGAGCGAGAAGGAAGAGGGCUGGACCUCAGCGCUGGCCUGGUGGUGAAGUCACUGAGAUCAUCCACUAACACAGCAAUCGCUUCUGCCACAGGAUCAGACUCUUUCUAAACCAUGAAGCACUUCAGGCUUGUGUGUGUAUAUAAUAUAAUGUAUGUAUAUAUAAAAAAAACCCUUGAUGUCAAUCCCUGACAUUGUCAUUUAAAUUUCCUCAGCUUGUACAGCUAGAUUUUUGGAGCCUAGUUUGCUGCCAUAUUAGCUUAGUGAAUGGGACCAUGAGUUUGCUUUGGUUUAAUAUUUAAACUUGAUGUUAAUAGGUCCUGCUUUUGUAGUGCUGUUCCACUCACAGUGUUUUGAAGGUUUACUCAGAGAUUCAGCUUUUCUCUUUGUACUGUCCGUGAUAUGUUGUGUAAGGAUCCUGCUACAUUACAGGUCAAUGUGGUGUCUGCUGCAGAAAGAGUAAAGUUGCUAUUGAGAGAGUGAGCGUGUGUGUGUGUGUGUGUGUUCUAACUUUUCUACAAAAUGUAAUUUCAUGGUUCUUUCGAUAUGUGGAUUUCUACUCCCGGUUAUAUCUACUUCAAGUUAUAGACAACGCCCACAUGUAGAUAUAUAUAUUUAAAAAACACUUUUUUUUUCUUUUUUUUUUGUUGUUGUUGUUUUUUUUUUUUUAAUUAUUAUUAUUUAUUUCAUGUUGAUAUCCUGUGUAU
This is a messenger RNA of Hemibagrus wyckioides, 1394 nucleotides long. RefSeq names its product ADP-ribosylation factor-like 2 binding protein (gene arl2bp). Bases 247 to 798 code for a protein of 183 amino acids. Gene Ontology annotation, cellular component: mitochondrial intermembrane space. The record is from RefSeq and is a predicted model, not a curated record. Lineage: Eukaryota; Metazoa; Chordata; Actinopteri; Siluriformes; Bagridae. Gene Ontology annotation, biological process: maintenance of protein location in nucleus; positive regulation of tyrosine phosphorylation of STAT protein. The transcript is spliced from 7 exons.